GUUUGACCUCAGUUCACUUUAGAACCCACGAUGCCGCCCAAAAGCAAGCCAGCAUCUGUCGAAGCUUCUUCUUCCAAAGUCCAAGCUCCUUUGCCUGAUUCCUUUUCCCAAAAACAGGCGAAGAAAGCGGUCGACGCUCUUUUGGCCCACCAUGAAAAAGUCGUCUCUGAACGAGAGGAGACUGAGCUCAUCCCGAGGGAAGAUCAUAUAUGGCUGAUAGUCAACACAAAGAGGGGGAACACCAAGCGCAAAUUGAUGCCGAAGAGAGUACAAUUACCUCACCCACCCCUGCCUCCCCCACCUAUCACUGCCGUUGGACUCAUUGUCAAACCACCUCAGCGGACAUACAAAGAUCUGCUCGUCUCUCCGGAACACAACAUCAGGUUCAUCAACAGAGUGGUGGAUACCGACAAGCUGAGAGGUAAAUGGAAGCCGUUCGAAGCGAGACGUAAUUUGGCAAAGGAGAAUGAUCUCUGGUUGGCCGAUGAGAGGAUCGUCCCUAGUCUUCCGAAACUGUUGGGCAAAACCUUCUUCGAUGCCAAAAAAGUCCCCAUCCCGGUCAACCUCAAGCGGAAAGAUCUGAAAGCGGAGCUUGGUAGAGCCAUCAGUUCGACUUAUUUCCACCCCUCCACAGGAACAUCACACUCUGUGCGCAUUGCUACGCCGCCAAGCUCUACUUCUGCCCAGACACUGGAGAACUUUCUAGCCGCUCUUCCCGUUGUCAUAGGACUCAUUGAGGAUGGUUGGGACAACGUUCUGUCUGUCGGUAUCAAGACAUCAUCGUCCAUCCUUCUGCCAGUCUGGAACAGCCCACUUGCCGACAGAUUCAAGGGAAAGACAACGGAGGAGAAUGAGACGCCAGAACCAGCUGUCAAGUCGGAGAAGAAGCGUAAAAUAGAUGCUGGAGAAAGCUCUACGAAAAAGGCGAAAGCAGAUCCGCUAGUCGCAGCUGCCUCGAAGCCAGUGAAAACCACCGAGACUUCGUCGAAGGCGGACAAGAUCGUCAAGAAGGCUGGGAAGAAGUCUAGCAGUGUCGGCACCGGAGGAACUGGCAAGAAGGCAAAGACGGCGAUUUUGGGAAAUGCCUAGGGUCCGGGACUUUCUGAUGGUAUGACGAUGAUCUCAUGACAUGCAAU
Molecule: messenger RNA, 1136 nt
Organism: Kockovaella imperatae
Lineage: Eukaryota; Fungi; Basidiomycota; Tremellomycetes; Tremellales; Cuniculitremaceae
Product: ribosomal protein L1p/L10e family-domain-containing protein
Exons: 4
Coding region: 31-1089 (352 amino acids)
Source: RefSeq, a predicted model, not a curated record